AUGAAGGCCUCGAAUCAUAUCGCCCUUGUGCUCGCGGCUGGCGUCGCUGCGGACAGAACUUUUGUUGUCUAUAACGCCUGCCCGUUCACGAUCUGGCCCGCUAUAUACACUGGCACAGGAAACUCCACCCCGGACUAUGCGACGGGAUGGGAAGCGGAAGAGUACACCUCUGUCUCCUUCUCCGUGCCCGACGACUGGACGGCAGGUCGCAUAUGGGCAAAUCAAUUCCGUGGUUCAAGCGGCCGUCGCGACUGUGAUUUUACCGUCAGCAACCCUGCGACGCAAUGUGCAGACGGCGGGUGCAACGGGGGUCUCGAAUGCAGCACGGACGGAGGAACGGGCGUGCCACCUGCUACUCUGGCCGAGUUCACCCUAGGUGGCUCGACGGGCGACCCGGACUAUUAUGACGUCUCACUCGUCGAUGGGUAUAACCUCCCGGUGAGCAUCACCAACAACGUCAACUGUAGCGUCGCCGACUGCCCGGUUGACCUUGGACCCGACUGCCCCUCUGCGCUGAUCGGGCCGUACGAUUCGACCGGCUUUCCCGUAGGCUGCAAGAGUGCUUGCGAGGCCAAUCUGGAUGGAGACCAAACCAACUCGCCGAACUGCUGCAGCGGCGACUAUGACACCCCCGCCACGUGCCCGUCUUCCGGGGUGCAAUACUAUUCGUACUUCAAGGAUAACUGCCCGAACUCGUACUGCUAUGCGUACGACGAGAGCAGCGGCACGGCCCUCUGGGAGUGCGACUCAAGCCUCGCCGCGGACUAUACUGUGACCUUCUGCCCCUCCUCCUCUGAGGAUUCGACGAAUCACCCCGUCGUUCGCGGUCCGAGGAUGAAUGGCACUUUCUUGCUUUAA
Molecule: messenger RNA, 858 nt
Organism: Rhodofomes roseus
Lineage: Eukaryota; Fungi; Basidiomycota; Agaricomycetes; Polyporales; Fomitopsidaceae
Product: thaumatin
Exons: 10
Coding region: 1-858 (285 amino acids)
Biological process (GO): defense response
Cellular component (GO): extracellular region
Source: RefSeq, a predicted model, not a curated record